Pseudopipra pipra is the source of this 3886-nucleotide messenger RNA. RefSeq names its product Wnt family member 2 (gene WNT2). Gene Ontology annotation, biological process: cell fate commitment; neuron differentiation; multicellular organism development. Gene Ontology annotation, molecular function: frizzled binding; cytokine activity. NCBI's taxonomy places the organism in Eukaryota, Metazoa, Chordata, Aves, Passeriformes, Pipridae. The record is from RefSeq and is a predicted model, not a curated record. The coding region runs from base 538 to 1614 and encodes 358 amino acids. Gene Ontology annotation, cellular component: extracellular region. The transcript is spliced from 5 exons.
CAGGUCGUGUAGCAUCUGCUGACGGGUUUGAACUCACUGUCUGCUCUUAAUGUUUUUGGAAAGCAACUGGCUCCUCGGGAUUCCUUGCCUAAUCAGAGGUGUUACCUCCUCCUCUUCCCCCAGUGUCUCUUGACAUCAUUUCAUCCAUCAGACUUUCAGAGGAAAAAAAAACACCAACCAAAGCAGAACCCACCCAGUCCGAGAGCAGCCCACACCAGCCCCUCAGUUUUGCCGUGACUGCAGGGAAGAGCUGGAUCGGGGCAAAGAUGAAGGAUGAGAGCGGGGCUGAACUCCAUGUCCUGAAGGAUUUGGUGCAGGGCGAACCGAGAGGAAUCCAGAGCGAUGCACGGACCGGCAUCCCCCGUACCCCGGGCGGGGAUCAGUAAGGCCAGGGGCAGCGCGUGGGGAUGCGAAGGCGCUUGACCCACGGGAAAGAACUAGUCUUCGAGGUGCAUUUGUCCCUGCUCAUAAUUGUUGCUCCAUGGGAUUUCUUCUGUCCCCCGCGACUGACCUGAUGUGGACCGAAGCGUUUCUAACAUGAACUCUCUCCCUGGGAUCUGGUGGUCUCUUCCUUUGGUCUUGAUCUGGGCGACCCCACCAGUCACCUCUUCAUGGUGGUACAUGGGCGCCGUGGGCUCGUCGCGAGUGAUGUGCGACAACGUGCCGGGGCUGGUGAGCCGGCAGCGGCAGCUGUGCCGGCGGCACCCCGAGGCCAUGCUCUCCAUCGGCCGCGGCGUGGCCGCCUGGACGGCCGAGUGCCAGCACCAGUUCCGCCGGCACCGCUGGGACUGCAACGCCCUGGAGCGGGGGCAGCGCCUCCUCGGCCGAGUCCUGCUGCGCAGUAGUCGUGAAUCUGCUUUUGUGCAUGCCAUCUCCUCCGCUGGAGUUGUUUUUGCCAUCACCAGGGCAUGUAGCCAAGGGGAGCUGAAAUCUUGCUCCUGCGAUCCCAAGAAGAAAGGCUCUGCUAAGGACAGCAAGGGCCAUUUUGACUGGGGUGGCUGCAGCGAUAAUAUUGAGUAUGGCAUUAAAUUUGCCAGAGCCUUUGUGGAUGCCAAAGAACGGAAAGGAAAAGAUGCAAGGGCGCUGAUGAACCUUCACAACAACAGAGCUGGAAGGAAGGCCGUGAAGCGGUUUUUGAAACAGGAGUGCAAAUGUCACGGUGUGAGCGGAUCGUGCACUCUAAGGACCUGUUGGCUGGCCAUGGCAGACUUCAGGAAAACGGGAGAUUACCUGUGGAAGAAAUACAAUGGAGCAAUUCAGGUGGUCAUGAAUCAAGAUGGCACGGGUUUCACUGUGGCUAAUAAGAAAUUUAAGAAGCCAACUAAGAAUGACCUGGUAUACUUUGAAAGCUCUCCAGACUACUGUAUCAGGGACAGAGAUGUAGGGUCCCUUGGGACAGCUGGUCGGGUGUGUAACCAAACCUCCCGUGGCAUGGACAGCUGUGAGGUGAUGUGCUGCGGGAGAGGCUACGACACGUCCCGUGUCAGCAGAAUGACCAAAUGCGAGUGCAAGUUCCACUGGUGUUGUGCUGUGCGCUGCCAGGACUGCCUAGAAGUGGUGGAUAUUCACACUUGCAAAGCGCCCAAGAGUGCUGGCUGGAUCUCCCGGACAUAAUGCACAGGCUGCUGAUGCUGAGGACCACAACCUUUUGCCCUCCCUGGUCUGUGUAGGGAAGGCAUCUGAGGUCUUUGCUACUUUUACAAAUGUUUUGCCUUUGUUGUUCAUCACACAGAAGUUGCUGAAUAAUUAACAGAAAGACUGCAGCAUUUACUUUCCAUUUCUGCACGACAGUGUUGCUGCAGAGUUGUCUGUGCAUAAACUGAUGCAGCUCUGGAAGGACGUACUUGUGCCAGGACUCUUUCAACCACCAUGUAAUGCUCCUUCAGACUACUUGUCAUCAGGAAUACAGCAAGACACAAAAAUGGGGCACCUCUUACCACCAGCAACUGCAUAGGCUGAGCUUGCUCAAACAUCUUCUGAAGGAUCUUGGGCAGGUCACAGUUGUGCCCUGGAUACUGAAGGACUCAGGAGUUUGAGCACUGGUUGGUGAUUUCUCCAUGAAAGAGAAUUUGAGGCCAGGCUGGUGAAAGGCUUUACUGGAGGGAUGUUUGUUUAUCCCUGGUGUAAUGGAGUUUGCAAUAGGGUGGCCACCUGAGGCCACUCUGGCCACCAUUAGCACACUGUGUCUUCCUAUGAGGCAGAAAUCGGCCCACGGAAUAAAACAAAGGAAAUCGCAGGAGAUGUAUCCAACCACAACACUUUCAUAAACUAUUAAAGAGUCAAAGCAAAUGUCUUAGUUAUAUGUUUGUGAAAACUUGCCUUAAAAGCUUUUAAAAAGUCAUUAACUAGUGAGGUUUUGGGGCUUUUUGAUCUGCAGGAUCGAAGAGAAGAAAUGGUUUCUCAGCCUAGUGAGAGCUGGGUACAGGACACUCAACUAUCUAAGGAUAAGGGUUCCUCUUUUUCGCAUGCAGAAUAAGUGGAAAAACAUCUGCAAACAGUGAUGGAGAAGGAAAUGCCUUACCUCGGUAAUGAUUUGGUUUCUAAAGAAUUUAUCAACUUCUGUCUUCUUUUAAAUUUAAUAAAUCUUUAAAGCGUGUUCAAAAUUAUACUUUCUAUUCAGAUGAGGACUUUCAAAUGAGAUUUUUUUCUGCAUUGUUUCUACAAAAACUUAUGCCUAUGAUUCAGAGUGCAUCCACCUUUGAUGGAGGCAGUUCCAGGUUGUGUCAGGUCCAUAUGCUGGGCUGGGAUCAGCACAAAACAAGUUGCUGGGUAGAUGUGCAGGCUCAGAAGGCCCAGAAAUCUCGCAGCCUUGGUGGAGAGGAACUGGGUCAGAGAGGGGCCAGCUGCCUCUCCUCCAGGCAGAGACCAGCAAACAAGCCAAGAGAAAGACGAGUUCUGUGACAAUAAGUCUAAUAAGGCUCUGGAAGAGCACCCAUGAAGAGUAGAGGCAGGCAAGGUCAUGAAAAAAUAAAGUAGGGAAAGGAGGUUGAAUGGGUGAUAGAAUGUAUUGUAGAUACAGGUGAAAUUUUCAUGUGAAAAUGAAAUAGACUGGAAGAACCCUAGUGGGUACAAACAGUGCAGGAAAAAGUAAUAUCCAAGUAGCAAACUAAGGCAAUAAAGUGAGUAGUACUCUGGCUUUGUUCUGGUUUUUGGUAUGUUUUGGUUUUGUUUUGGUUUGGUUUUUUUUGGUUUUUUGUUUGCGUUUGGGAGGUUGUUUGUGGUUUUGUUUGGUUUUGGUUUUGUUUGGUUUUGCUUUUUAACUAUUUAAAAAAAAUGAGGUUUUGCAUUCAGCAGUUUUGAGAGAGCAGUCAUUUACAUCUGCAAGGCUUUGGAAAAAGUUUGUAUCAUUAAAAAUUAAAAUGGGUAAUUCAUCUCCAGAAGGCACAACUGGCAUUAAAAGAUGAGAAGGAUCCAGAAGGGUAUUUAUUUGGACAAUAAGAUAAGUUUUAGUUACUGUAUAUGGCAAUGGUCAUGGCUAGAAGUAAGAAUAAUCACACUUCUGUCUAUAAGCCAACUGCUGGUGGGAACAGCCCUGCCAGCAUGUUAGUGCACGUGCAUAGUGUGUGUGUUAUGUAUGUGCACAUGUGCAGUUCAGUGGUUAUACUGCUGGCCCCAUUACUGCUGGCAAUUCUGACUCUGGGCUGGAUAAGGAAAAUUUCAUACAUAAUUGUAUUUAAAGGUGAGCUCCAAGGAGAAUUUUUAUUAGGAUUUCACUGUGAAAUUAAAUCUGCAUGCAGUUCAUAGCCUGAGCAAUAUCAUAUUUUAAGGCUUAAAGAACUUAAAAGCAGUAUAAUAAUUUUUAAUUUUUUAGUGCCAUUUUGCUUGAAAAAUUCAGGGAGACUUUGAGUAGUCUAAAAAUUUCCAGUGAAAUAAAGCUGAAAAUAUU